Molecule: messenger RNA, 2401 nt
Organism: Pyrus x bretschneideri (Chinese white pear)
Lineage: Eukaryota; Viridiplantae; Streptophyta; Magnoliopsida; Rosales; Rosaceae
Product: lysophospholipid acyltransferase LPEAT1
Exons: 9
Coding region: 853-2082 (409 amino acids)
Biological process (GO): phospholipid metabolic process
Cellular component (GO): endoplasmic reticulum
Molecular function (GO): lysophosphatidylethanolamine acyltransferase activity
Source: RefSeq, a predicted model, not a curated record
GAACCUCACAGCAGUUAGACCAACGAUCGAAAACUCUUGGUUUAGGAUCUUAGCAUUUGCGAUGAAUGCCAAUAAUCUUACCAAUUCAAGUCUGUUUGAAAUCUUUCACAUUUGGUCUGUCGUGUACAUAUACAAUGUCCCUGAACAUGAAAUGUUGAGUAGUUAGGAGUAAAAUAGCCGAAAUUUUUUGUCGAAGAAUAUGAUUUUCGUAAGUCAAAUUUGACAUUGACGAGGAUGAAGAUCCUCCCUUAGGGCCCCAGAAAAUCAUCCCUUAGAUCCCUUAGGACUCCCCUUGUUCCCGCUCCAUUCAUCCGAAAUCUAUAGUUCGCUUGCCUUUUGGUUCACAUAGUUACUGUCACUCCCGCAAUCAUCUCACUCCACAAAACAUUCUUUUGUCAAUCUGCAACUUUGCUGUUUCGCGUCUUAUACAAGUCGUGUGAUAAGAGAAACUAGAUAUGGUUUGUUGUAUUGUUUUCCGUAAGACUGCGUUUGGUUGGUGAAACAAUUGAUUGGGAAAGGAAUGUUUGUGAGAGGAGUGUUAUUUCCAUCCCCAAUUCGGAAAGUGGAAGGGAAAGUUUUGUAAUACUUGUACAAGGUUGCCAUCAGCUACUCGGCCAUAGCAUCGAGUAAUGGGCCAAACCUACUCAACCAACCUGACCCAUUAUAUUUUGUGAAACUGGGCCAAUAUAGAGUGCAAGCCCAAAUCGUAUCACGACUAUCCACUUGGCUGACCAUCCACCUCGCAACCAGAAUCUACCCGCCGGUCCGCCUUACUCCUCUUUCCCCAGAUUCCCUAAAACCCGCCGGACUCGGACCGCCUUCCAAUUAGUUUUUUUUCUUUUUCUUUUGCUGAUGGAGUCCGAACUCAAAGGCCUCAAUUCCAAACCGGCCAAGCAGGACCGCAACGACGGUCCGGCGUCCAAGGACGACCGCCCGCUCCUCAAACCCGACCCGGCCUCCUCCGUCUCCGCCGAGGAGCUCCAGGAGCUAGAGAAGAAAUGCGCGGCGUACGUGCGACGCGAUGUGUACGGCACCAUGGGGCGCGGCGAAUUGCCGGUGAAGGAGAAGGUGCUACUAGGGCUCGCGCUGGUGACUCUGGUUCCGAUACGCGUGGUCCUGGCCAUGACGGUGUUGGUGCUGUACUACUUGAUUUGCCGGAUUUGCACGCUCUUCAAAGUCCCCAAUCGCGACGAGCAGGAGCAGGAGGAUUACGCGCACAUGGGGGGCUGGCGUCAGGCCGUGAUAGUCCAGUGCGGCCGCGCCUUAUCCAGAGCCAUGCUCUUCGUCUUUGGCUUCUAUUGGAUCAACGAGUCAUAUCGGAUACCAUCGGAUUCCGAACCCAAACCUGCACCCCAGGGAAAAGAUGGAGCCCAAGAGAAGGAGCCUGAAAGGCCAGGGGCGAUCAUAUCGAAUCACGUUUCGUAUUUGGAUAUCUUGUAUCACAUGUCUAAUUCGUUUCCGAGCUUCGUUGCCAAGAGAUCGGUGGCGAAACUUCCUCUAGUUGGCCUCAUCAGCAAGUGCCUCGGUUGUGUCUAUGUUCAGCGAGAGUCAAAGUCAUCCGACUUCAAGGGAGUUGCAGGUGCUGUGACUGAAAGAGUUAAAGAAGCACAUCAGAAUAAAUCCGCCCCGCCAAUAAUGCUUUUCCCAGCAGAUGUGCAUUAUGUUGCAAGCGAUGCUUAUACUACUGUUACUUGGUAUUUAGUUAUCGUUAAUCUUUCUACAGAGGGAACUACUACAAACGGAGACUUUCUUCUGCCAUUCAAGACGGGAGCAUUCCUGGCAAAAGCUCCAGUUCUUCCAGUGAUUAUUAGGUAUCCUUACCACAGAUUUAGUCCUGCAUGGGACUCGAUAUCUGGGGUGCGCCAUGUGAUAUUUCUUCUCUGUCAAUUUGUAAAUCACAUAGAGGUCACGAGGUUACCUGUUUAUUACCCCUCACAACAAGAAAAGGAUGAUCCAAAACUCUACGCUAGUAAUGUCAGAAGAUUGAUGGCCAAUGAGGGCAACAUGACUUUAUCAGAUAUUGGACUUGCCGAGAAGCGGGUGUAUCAUGCUGCUCUUAAUGGUUUGUUUUCCCAAUGCUAACUUGGAUCGUCAUCUGUAUAUUCAUGUAUGAUUCUAUUUGUUAUAGGGAAAAAUUAAAACUGAUAUGGACUGCAGAAGAAUUAUUUUUUGGUCGGAGUAAGUUGAAAUGGUGCUGUGGAUUUAAGCUGGCAUUCUUAAAGCGGGCGUUUUCCGAUUGUUGUAUGUUCUCUCAGUUAACGGAGGAGGGAACGCGUUGGCGGAAGUCGAUUUGUCUCGACGAGCUCGGCUGGUAUAUAUAUUGGCUGUGAUUUUGUUUCACCAUUAUAAAGCUCUGAUCUUGGUAAAGCCAAAUAGCGCUAAUGUGUGAUGAUGUAUCUCA